Rhinichthys klamathensis goyatoka is the source of this 1711-nucleotide messenger RNA. RefSeq lists its product as uncharacterized. Gene Ontology annotation, molecular function: protein tyrosine kinase binding; MHC class II protein binding. NCBI's taxonomy places the organism in Eukaryota, Metazoa, Chordata, Actinopteri, Cypriniformes, Leuciscidae. Gene Ontology annotation, cellular component: membrane raft; external side of plasma membrane. The annotation marks the transcript as partial. The record is from RefSeq and is a predicted model, not a curated record. The transcript is spliced from 12 exons. Gene Ontology annotation, biological process: positive regulation of ERK1 and ERK2 cascade; interleukin-15-mediated signaling pathway; T cell activation.
AGGAGCUGAUAGUGUUUAAAGGAAGAGCUGUAACUGUAUAUAAUGAAGAGGAAGACUGACAGAAACAGAAAUGUCUGAUAAGUGUGAUCUGUGUCUGCUGGGACUGAUCAUUCUCUCUUCACUUCUCACAGGCACCAGUGGAGUGGAUGAGGAUCAUGUGUUCAUCAGUUCUGGUGGAAAUGUCCGUCUGUCCUGUAAUAAAGCUCUUUCUGACUGCACAUCAACUACAUGGAUCUAUAACAGAUUCAGACACUCAGGGACAGUUGCACUGAUUACUGGAGGGAUAAAGAAGAAAGACACAGAGAGACAUGAGAGACUGAGUCUGGAGUCUGACUGCUCUCUGAACAUCAAGAACGUCACAGAAGAAGAUUAUGGAUUAUACAGCUGCCAACAAUAUGUGAACGGACAGAAACAUGGAACUGAUGCACGUGUUUAUCUGCAUGUUCUUCAUGUUUCAGUUUCUUCAUCAUCUUCAUCAUCAUCAUCUUCAUCCUCACAGACUGAGAUCAGUCCAGGCCGCUCUGUGACUCUCUCCUGUCAGUUGUAUUCCUAUUCUGGAUUCUCCUGUGAUGAUCGGGUUCGUUCUGAGGGAGUUGAGCUGUUGUGGGUGAAUCAGGCUGGUGUUGAUCUGAAGACAGACUCCAGAUAUCAGAUAUUAUCAUCAUCAGAUCAAUAUCGCUGUAUCAUCAUCACUCUGACUACAACACUCCUGAAUGAAGAUGACAACAGAGAGUGGAGAUGUCAGCUUACUCUCAGAAAUCAACUCAAGACCUCAGUCAGAUACACUGUCAAGUAUUCAGCUCCAGUCUCUUCAACAACACUGACUCCAGUCAGCAGAUCAAACUCUGAGAAGACAUCAAGCCGAACUACAGCAGCAGCUUCUACACAAGUUGUAACAUCAACUGCAUCAACAGCACUGACUCCAGACACCACAGCAAACUCUCUGAGUCCAGAUCCAGCUGAUACAGCAUCAGAAACUGCUGGAUUAUUAUACAGAGUGAUUGUGAGUAUUGUUGAGAUCGCAGUGUUUGCUGCUCCUACUGUGAUUCUUCUUCAGAUCAUCUGUGCAAGAAGAGCUGGGAGGAAGGACUCGAAACACCCAGAGGAAAUAGAGAUGCCUGAAUAUUACAAUCAAAACUGUCAACACGGUGAUCUCACAGUGAUCUCUCCAUAUGAUCACAAUGUGAGUCACAGUGAUGCGUCUGAACAUUCAUCUUCUGCAGCUCCAGUCUCUUCAACAACACUGACUCCAGUCAGCAGAUCAAACUCUGAGAAGACAUCAAGCCGAACUACAGCAGCAGCUUCUACACAAGGACGCAUCUGCAUGCCUCAGACGGCCACGACGAGGAAGGAAGAAACUCAGAGGAUGCCUGAGUGUUUUGAGAUGAGCGAGCCUACGCUGCCCACGUCCCUGCGUGCCUUACUCUCUCCGAAGAGAGACCCUUCACCUGUCCUGUUCACGAAAACAGACCAGCGCCCCUCCAACGAAGCGGCCGACCUCGUGCUGGUGGCGCCAGAGCGAGUUCGGACUCUGAUCUUCUCCACGUCCUCACCAAGGCCGUCGAAGAUCUCGCCGCCUCGACGAAUGGUUCCUGCUGAGGGCCCUCGACAGCGACCCAUUCUCUGGCUAAACCUGACUGAGAUCAAGGAUGCAGACAGGGCAACCUUCCUGGACUCCCCAAUCAAGAGCGCUGGCCACUUAGGCAUCAGG